Messenger RNA from Amaranthus tricolor (Joseph's coat), 1122 nucleotides. RefSeq lists its product as uncharacterized. Gene Ontology annotation, cellular component: nucleolus. Gene Ontology annotation, molecular function: RNA binding. Bases 183 to 779 code for a protein of 198 amino acids. The transcript is spliced from 10 exons. The record is from RefSeq and is a predicted model, not a curated record. Lineage: Eukaryota; Viridiplantae; Streptophyta; Magnoliopsida; Caryophyllales; Amaranthaceae. Gene Ontology annotation, biological process: maturation of LSU-rRNA from tricistronic rRNA transcript (SSU-rRNA, 5.8S rRNA, LSU-rRNA).
UUAUUGGAAGUAAUUUUUACUAAAUAAAUUAAGAUUACAAGCCCAACCAAGACAUCAUAAAACCCUAGCAAAAACACUUCUUCCAAAACCCUCCUAUUUUCAUUCCUUCUUCCGGUUCCUCCAUUUUCUUGUGUACAAGAUUUGAAUUCUUGAAGGAAUUCUGUUAAGUAGAAAAACAAACAAUGACGAAGAAUGGAAAGGAUAAACCCAUGGAAAGUAAUGCAGAUUUCUUGCCAUUAGAAGGUGGUCCGGCUCGUAAGCUUCCCAAAGGUGAAGAUUUAGUUAACAAAGCUACUGUGGUUUAUAUCGGAAGGAUUCCACAUGGCUUCUAUGAGGAUGAAAUGAAGGGUUUCUUUCAACAAUUUGGAACCAUUAAGAGAUUAAAAGUUGCACGAAAUAGGAAGACCGGAAAAUCUAAGCACUAUGGUUUCAUCGAAUUUGAGUAUCCAGAGGUUGCAAAAAUAGUUUCAGAAUGUAUGCACAAUUAUUUGCUGCUUGAGCACAUGCUGCAAGUACACUUGAUUCCUCCAGAGCAUGUACAUCCUAGAUUGUGGAAAGGUUUAAAUCGUACGCAAAAGCAGCCAGUUGAUUUUGUUCAAAUAGAAAGGUUUAAGCAUAACAAGGAUAGGACACUGGAUGAGCACAAGAAAUUGCUUAAAGCAAUCCUGAAGCGAGACAAAAAGCGAAAAAGUAAAAUAGAGGCUGCUGGAAUUAAUUAUGAAUGUCCUGAAAUUGAGGGUGCUAACCUGCCUGCUCCAAAGAAAAUUAGAUUUGAUUGACGAUAGCUAGUUUUUCUAAAAAAAACGCCAAGUCUUAUCUCGGUAAGCCGCUAAAUAGACUGCAAAGUGAAUACCAAACGUUACAAAAAGCUUCCUUAAGUCGCGCAGUGAAGUGUUUACCGAUGAGCUAUGAAGCCACGCCAUUUUUGAACCUCCAACAAUGAGAGCAUUGUACUUUUGAAUUUGUUCUUAUAAGUGAUUAUCUGUAGUUUCUGUUAUAGGCUUGCUUAAUACUACAAUUGCUUGCAUUUAAAAUAUAAUCCAAUGAGAUUUUGUUUGAUUCGUCUUAAUGUAAUGAUUAUUAAUGUUAAUUUUUCUUAAUUUUUAACUAAGUAUAAUUAAA